Kluyveromyces marxianus DMKU3-1042 is the source of this 1479-nucleotide messenger RNA. RefSeq names its product Sro9p (gene SRO9). Lineage: Eukaryota; Fungi; Ascomycota; Saccharomycetes; Saccharomycetales; Saccharomycetaceae. The record is from RefSeq and is a predicted model, not a curated record. Gene Ontology annotation, biological process: positive regulation of translation. Gene Ontology annotation, molecular function: RNA binding. The coding region runs from base 1 to 1479 and encodes 492 amino acids. The transcript has a single exon. Gene Ontology annotation, cellular component: cytosol; cytoplasmic stress granule.
AUGUCCGGAAGUGUGGUAAGCGAGUCUGCUAUGGUUGAAGCAGUUAACGAGCAGCGUGAAGAGUCUGCUCCAGUGGUUGAGCAAACUGAACAAAGCGAGCAAAGUCAGCAAAGUGAGUCAGUUGAAGCAAAUGAGGCCGAAUCUGAAGCUGAAGUGAAGCCUAAGUUAGUACUAGCUCCAUUGCCUAAGAAGUCGCCAUGGGAGGAAACUGGUUCUGCUGAAAUCAAGCCUUUGGAUUUGUCAAAAGUUGUUGCUGCUAAGAAUAAGAAGGCUACGAGUAUGGGCAAGUCACGUAGCAAAGGUACCCCAUCUUUGACCGGUAAGGAGAAGUGGAUUCCAUUGGAUGUGGAUAUUGUUGUGAAGGACAAGAUCCCCGAUGUGAACGCUAACGGUAAUGGAAAUGUUAACGGUGCCAGCAAUGGUAAGGGCAAGAAAUUGAAGAAUAAGGCUAAGAAGGACAAGCCAAAGAACGCCAAAAAGGGCAAGGGUAAGGAAUCCGGAAAGGCAAAGUCUAGUGAUGCUGAAGGAGAGAAGAAGAGCGCCAAGAAGUCGGAACGUCCGUCGAGCAAAAAUGCAGUUACAGACACCAGAGAAACAUCUGCCCCAGCGGAAAAGACAAAGGAAAAUGAAAAGGAUGCCGACGAAAAUGAAAGCAAAAAUGUAGAUAGUACUACUGAAGCUGAUGCUUCUUCUGAUGCCAAUCCAGAAGGUGCGGAAAAGGCCAAGAACGGUGCUAGUGCGAAGAAGGGCGACAGACCACAUCGUCGUUUCACCGCCAACUCGAAACCUUUCUUCCCAAGAAACCAAAACUAUCACAACCAUCACAACCAUCACAACCAUCACCACAGCCAUCCCCAUCAGCAUAUGAAUCACACUAACAACCACAAUCACCACCACGGAGCUAAAAGUCAUCGUGCUCGUCAAUAUGUCCCGGUAAUGUACCAACAGCAAAACUAUACCCCAUCUUAUGUCUUGGUUAAUGAGUUGGUUCGCCAGAUCCAAUACUACUUCAGCAUAGAGAACUUGAGCAAGGACAACUUCUUAAAGUCCCAAAUGAAUGCUCAAGGCUACGUCCCAUUGGCUUUGAUCUCGAGAUUCCAUCGUAUGCUAAACCUCUCUUACGGUGAUGUUGGCUUAAUUCUAGCCGCAUUGAGAGAGUUGAAAAACUCUACUGAGUCCAACGUCAACAUUGCUAAAUUGACUUCGCCAUUCGAAGAUGUUCAAGGAAACCCAUUAUUCCAAUAUGCAUUAAGUUCAAAAGUCUGGACUAUCGAUUCUGAAUCCCUGCAGAAUGCGAAAUCUUAUGAAACAGUUGAAUUGGUGGGUGAUGAACUAGAAUUGUUCAAAAUUGAACCUAUCAACCCAAUAAUAGAUUCUCCAAAACAACAAGAACAACAAGAACAACAAGAACAACAAGAACAACAAGAACAACAAGAACAACCAAUUGCACAAGAUGCUCAAGAAACUACUCAAGAUUAA